CUCAGAGCACCUUUGAAAUGCCAUGGACUUGGAGCAGGAAGCACCACUUGAAGAGCGAGUGGGGCAGAUCGAGAUAGAGCUUCAGCGAGCUUUGGAGGAAGUCGAGGCAUGUUCAGUCCUUGUGCUGUCGCUGGAUGGCGUCAGCCUUGGAACGGCUUCAGGCUCCGCAGGAGGCCGACGCCUGGAGACCGACUCGGAAGAGACCCUGCGGUUGAAGGCCCGCAUCGAUGUGUUGGAAGAAGCCUGGGCCCUUCGAAGUACCACAGUGGGACAGAGGGCCGAGGAGUCCAUUGCGCGAGUUGAGGAGGAGGUGAAGAAGAUUUGGAGGGAGUUGUUGUCAAAGGAACGCAACCCAUCCAAAGAGUCUGGACACGUCGAGGCAAGGCUCAUUGAAGACCUGAAGCAACGGCUUGAAAAGACCCAAAGCCAGGUGGCUGAGUUGAACGCGCUCAAACCUGAAGAUGUGGACUCCUUGAUGAAAAAGAUGAUUGAUGAGGUCGGUCAUUCUGUGAAGCUCUUGGGGGACCGAUGCUCGAAGCUGGAGGUGGAGCUUGCAACAAUGCAGGCGACAGAUGUAUCCUCUCAGGCGGAUCGGGAACGCACUGAACAGCUGGAGAAGAUGGUGGAUCUAUUGCUGCAGCAGCGGCGCCAGGAUCUGCAGGAGAGCCAGGCCAACUUUCGAGAGGUUGAAGCCAGGUUUCUUGAUCUAGACCAGAGAGAUCAUGCAGAGAAAAGCUGGCGCCAAGAAGCAGAGGCCAUUCGAAAGGAGAUCCAAGAAGUGCGCUCAACCCACGUGCCUUCACUUUUCCAACAGCAUAUGAAGGCCAUGAAAGCCAUGCAAGAAGGGCUUGCAGCAGUCCGUGCAGAGGUCAAGAAGCUGAGCGAAGUGGUUGAAGCUGUUCAAGCCUCAAGCACACCUCGCGCAGAGGCCCAGGCCGAUGGCUCCUCCCGGGAGGUCUUGGCAUUGAAGGCUCAGGUCAGUGACCUCCAGGAGCAGGUGACCCUUCUGGUGGUGAGAGGUUUGGAAGAGCGCUUUGCCAACUUGCGCGCCGACGUCUCGCGCGAGGUCACGGCAGCCGUGCGCGAGACAAAGGAGAACUGGGCAGUCGCAUCUCGAAGACUCUCAGCUCUUGAGGCUUGGCCGGCCUCCCAAGCAGAGCUGAGCGCUGAAAUGCAGUCCAUGCGUUCAGAGCGACAGGAGGAUCGAGGUCGGCUGGAGUUGUUGAGCCGGGAAGCAGAGGGUCUUGGACGCCAGGUGGUCCACAUCCGCCGAGAGCUAUCCCUUGGACCUAGACCAGAAGCCGCCGAGGAGCCUCCGGCACCUGUGGAAGCUUCCUCUAACGGUGGCUUGUUGGAAGGUCUCUUCUCGGAGACUCCAAAGGCAGCGAAAGGUACGAUUCGCAGUGCUGCGAAGAUGGCAUCCAUGGCCACUUCGCGGUCGCCACGGACCCAGCGCAAGAGGAGCGAAGAGAAUCGAAGGAGCAUCGAUGGCCAAGUGCUACAGCAGGAGCAAAGCACUUCCAGAUCGAUCACUCCUCGUGGACCUGGAAGAGGUUCUGGCAGCUCCAUCACUACACCUGGCUUCCCUGUGGUGAUAGGACCGAAGUUGGAGUGGGCCUUAACUGCGAAGGCACUUCAGGCAGGUAGACAAGCUCCUGGAAACAACGGAGUGCUGAUCACGGGGGAACUGGAGGUAGCAGGCAUCUUUUGUCGCUUGAAGUUCUUCCCUGAUGGCAGCCCCCUGCGCCAGACUGAAGGCUCUUGUAGCCUCUACCUGAUGUGUACCGUGCCGAAUGUGAACGUUCGGUUCCGGCUCUUUGCCGGCACCAAAUAUUCACCAGUUCUGGAGGCCAACACUGCUAGAGGUGGCCGCGAUCAAGGAAGGCAUGACCUUUGCCUCCUUGGAGAUGCAUCUCGGCAGCAUCAAUCCCCGUAGUUCAUGACUUGGUGGCAUACUGCAGCGGUACCAGGUACUUAACGAAGAUGGUAGUGUGGUGGUUGGCGCCGAGAUUCUGGAGGUACGAAACCUGUGAUCAAUGAUGAUGAUGAUGAUAUCAUGAUUCUCACCGUACCCAUCCGUAUAUUAUGUGUACAUACUUUCUGCGCGUUCCCAAGUGGGAGCUGGCCAUUUCGAGUGUGUCUCUCCAAAAUGGCCAGACUGCUUUGCGCAGUGCCGAACAAAGCACAAAGAUUGCUGACAAAUUAUGCAUUGCUGUCCGAGCUGUCCUUGGAAGCGACUCUCAAGACUCCACCAUGUCAACCUCGCAAUUUGA
Molecule: messenger RNA, 2273 nt
Organism: Cladocopium goreaui
Lineage: Eukaryota; Dinophyceae; Suessiales; Symbiodiniaceae
Source: the annotation of a GenBank genome assembly